UCCCGCCGGCUUUGCCUGGACUUCGCCUUGUCAUGUCAAGAUGGAAGGGAGGAGCGACUGGCUCGCCUCCUCUUCCCGCCAUGAAGGCUUCGAGCAGAUGAGGCUGAAGAGCCGACCCCGGGAGCCCUCGCCCAGCCUGCCCCGAGUGGGCUCCAACUUCUACAGCGCUGUCAAGCAGCAGGACUACAGUGCUGGCGUCUGGCUGAGGCGGAAAGACAAAUUGGAGCAUUCCCAGCAAAAAUGCAUUGUGAUCUUUGCCCUGGUAUGCUGCUUUGCAAUUCUGGUAGCACUGAUAUUUUCAGCUGUGGAUAUUGUAGGAGAAGAUGAGGAUGGACUUUCAGAAAAAAGCUGUCAAAAGAACUGUCGGGUUGCACUUGUGGAAAAUAUUCCCGAAGGCAUAAACUAUUCAGACAGUGCACCAUCCCAUUUGUCUCUUUUCCAAGGCUGGAUGAAUUUACUUAAUAUGGCUAAAAAGUCUGUUGAUAUAGUUUCUUCCCAAUGGGACCUCAGUCCCAGUCAUCCAUCUGCAUACCAGGGACAACAUCUUUUUGAGAAAUUGCAAGAUCUCUUAUCUGAAAAUAUUGAGGUCAAACUGGUGAGCGAUAUUCUUCCAGUGAAAUCAAAGGUAUUGCACAACUUGAAAAAAAAGGGUGCAGAAGUGAUGUAUAUAAACAUGACUGCUUAUAACAAAGGCCAUCUUCAGUCAUCAUUCUGGAUUGUGGAUAAACAGCAUGUAUACAUUGGAAGUGCUAGUUUAGACUGGCAGUCGCUGAGACAGAUGAAAGAACUUGGUGUUGUUGUCUACAACUGCAGCUGCUUGGUGGCAGAUUUACAAAGAAUAUUUGCCUUGUACAGCUCAUUAAAGAACAAGAGUAAAGUGCCAUCUUCUUGGUCUAAGAGACUAUAUGCAGUAUAUGACACACAAAAGAAACUGACUCUUAACUUGAAUGAAACUCAGUCAAAAGCCUUUAUUUCGAUUUCGCCCAAGCUUCUGUGCCCUAAGGACAGAGUCUUGGAUAUUGAUGCUAUCUACAGUGUUAUUGAUGAUGCCCAGCAAUUUGUGUAUGUAGCUACUAUGGAGUACCUGCCGAUUGUCAGAGACCAUAAUGAAACAAGGUACUGGCCAUAUUUGGAUGGGAAAAUAAGAGAAGCCCUAAUCUUACGCAAAAUUAGAGUACGACUCCUCAUAAGUUAUUCAAAAGAAACAGAUCCACUCACAUUAAACUUCAUUUCCUCUCUUAGAGCAAUCUGUCCUGAACUUUCUGGCUGUAAUUUGAAAGUUAAAUUCUUUGAUCUUCAAGAAGAAAGUGCUUGCUUUUUCAAGGAACAGAAAAAUACUUCCCUUCUUAAAAUCAACCGCAAUAAAUAUGUAGUGACUGACAGAGCUGCUUAUAUUGGUAAUUUUGACUGGGUUGGGACCUAUUUUAAUCAGAAUGCUGGAGUUGGUCUUGUUAUCAACCAGGAGACAGACAACGGGAACAAAACCAACAUCAUCAAGCAACUUAGAGCUGUGUUUGAAAGGGACUGGUAUUCACAUUAUGCUAAAAGUUUACCACCAACAAAACAUCAAAACUGUUUAAGCUACAAGCAUAACAAAGCAGCAGCCAAUAAGACUGCAAUGAAUUAUGAAAACUGAAGACUGUUUUACUGCUCAAAUGGAGAAACAAAAUGGGACUGAUACCCAUCUCUCCUUUCAUAUUUAUGAAUCAUAGACUUUUUUAAAAACAAAAACAUUUAUAGGAAAAGCACACUUAUAUAAAAUGUUCUUUCAACUAUAUUCUCUAUAUUACAUUAUUUACAAAUGUUAGAUUUGUUACUGCAGACACUGAAUGUCAUUUCUGCUUUACUGCUGGUUUGAAAGUUUCAAGUUUAAAUUUAAAAGCAUGAUCUGAUCCAUCAAUUUUAGAAUUAUUCCUACCUCUCUUUGCUGAUUUACAUAAGCCUUGAGUCAGUCUGAUAACGCAACAAAAUUUUUAGAUUGGCUGAUACCUAGUAAAGGCAGAUUUUAACCCAAAAGAAAAAACACAGGUAUAAGCAAUCCUUUUUUCAUACAAAUUAUAUAUCCCCGGUGCAUUAUCAUCUGAACC
Molecule: messenger RNA, 2087 nt
Organism: Heteronotia binoei (common prickly gecko)
Lineage: Eukaryota; Metazoa; Chordata; Lepidosauria; Squamata; Gekkonidae
Gene: PLD5
Product: phospholipase D family member 5
Exons: 10
Coding region: 41-1636 (531 amino acids)
Molecular function (GO): catalytic activity
Source: RefSeq, a predicted model, not a curated record